ACUGUGUCGUGGACAGGGGCUUUGCGGGGAAUUGCAUCAUCCCGUCUUGUCGGGGGUUCUGGGCCAAUCAUAGAGAUACAGCGGUCGGCUUUUCUCAGCCUUGCAGAGAAGGCGGAAGUUUUUGCCCGACUUUUUUUUUCCGAGUUCGGGAAAUCGACAAAAGAUUGGAUUUGUUUGUUCAGCCUCGACAUUGACAGCAAAUUACUAUCGUCACUCUUAGUUUAACUGAGACGAGACAGUGGCGCGCGGCUUGUUAUCGGGGUUUCGCGCGUCGAUUGCGCGGACGUGGUCGAUCGGCCGACCAAGAGCGCUCUUCUUUCCUAUGGCCUCGGAUGCGACGACACCAGCAGCCCCAGCGCCGGCUGCACCUGCGGCUAUGGCUGGGGCUGCUGUGAAAAAGCCGAAACUCCAUGGCCGCGCCUUCUACGAGAGUCUUGGCUCACCCAAAUACAUCGUUGCGCCCAUGGUGGACCAGUCUGAGUUUGCCUGGCGCAUGCUUUCACGAUCCUUCCUCCCCGAAUCCGAACAGUCGGGCUUGCUCGCAUACUCGCCCAUGUUCCACGCCCGACUCUUCAGCGAGAGCCAAAAGUACCGUGAUCAGCACUUCCAGGCGACAAAACCUAACUCCGAUAAAAUCUACCUCGACGGUAACCCCGCCAUCGACCGUCCCUUAUUCGUACAAUUCUGUGCAAACGAACCACAAGCGCUCCUCAGCGCGGCAAAGCUAGCCGCUCCAUACUGUGAUGCGGUUGAUCUCAACCUGGGCUGCCCUCAGGGUAUUGCCAAGAAGGGCUACUACGGCUCGUUCUUGCAGGAGGACCAGGACUUGAUACACCGGCUGGUCAAGAUCCUCCACGAGAACCUCGACAUACCCGUUACGGCCAAGAUACGGAUCCUCGAAACGAAAGAGGCAACACUCAAGUAUGCGCAGAACGUCCUCAGCGCGGGCGCGAGCAUCUUGACGGUACAUGGACGUCUGCGCGAGCAGAAGGGGCACUUGACCGGCCUCGCCGACUGGCAAAUGAUCCGCUAUCUGCGCGACAACCUCCCGCCAGAAACAGUCCUCUUCGCCAACGGGAACGUGCUCCAGUACGAAGACAUCGCCAAAUGUCUCGCUGCGACCGGCGCGGACGGCAUCAUGAGCGCCGAAGGCAACCUCAGCAACCCAGGCAUCUUCGCCGCGCCGCCGUUAGCGGGCCAAGAACCGCGCGGCUACUGGCGCGGGAAGGACGGCAAGGGCGGGUGGCGCGUCGACGAAGUCUUCCGCCGCUACCUCGACAUCAUCCACCAGCACGUACUCGGCGUAGCCCCACCGCAGCGGCGCCCGCUAUUCGUCCCCGGCGACGGCGACACGGCGUGGCUGGCCGAAGAGAUCACGCUGCCGGAGCCGGAGGGCCCCCGGAAGCGGCGCGGCGACGCGGCCAAGGACAACCCGGCGCUGCUGGCGGCCAACUUUGUCGGCAUGCAGCCGCACCUGUUCCACCUGCUGCGGCACUUCGUGUCGCGCCACCACGACGUGCGCGCCGCGCUCGGCCGCGCCCGCCUCGGCGAGAUGGCCCAUUACGAGGCCCUCUGCCGCAUGGUCGAGAAGAAGGUCGCCGAGGGCCUGUGCGAGUAUGAUGCUACCGGCGGCGCUAGCGUUGAUGCGGAUAUGCCGACCACCACGCCCGAGCAGGAGGCGGAUCCGGAGAGCUCUGCCCGCGCCAUCCGCGAGUGUAAGCGGCCGUGGUGGGUUGUGCAGCCGAUUAUUCGGCCGCUGCCUAAGGAGGCUAUGGCCAAGGGCGCGAUACAGAUGAGCAAGAAGGAGCGGAAGCGGGUGGCGGCGGAGAUGGAGGGGAAGGAGGAGAAGGACGCGAAGAAGAGGGGUGGGGAAGUGGCGGGGGGUAAGGAGGCUGCCGUGACCGCUGCGGUGACGGAGUCGCUGGAGAAGACGACGAGCUAUCCGUCGAGUGGGCUGGUCAGCGGUUGAGAGGCCCGAGAGGGCUGCCUUUUGGUGGGUGAUCUCACCACCGGGGGCAGAACCAAGACUCGUACGUGGAAAGGCGGACUCAGUCCCCUGAUCCGAUCCGAACGUCGGCCGACUUCCUGGGGCUACGGCCCGACAAGGUCCGGGAGGAACUACGAGCUCAGCUACACGGGGUGGUUAUCCCGUGUGAUAUUGGG
Molecule: messenger RNA, 2163 nt
Organism: Chaetomium fimeti
Lineage: Eukaryota; Fungi; Ascomycota; Sordariomycetes; Sordariales; Chaetomiaceae
Product: dihydrouridine synthase-like protein
Exons: 2
Coding region: 323-1969 (548 amino acids)
Biological process (GO): tRNA processing
Molecular function (GO): flavin adenine dinucleotide binding; tRNA dihydrouridine synthase activity
Source: RefSeq, a predicted model, not a curated record